Molecule: messenger RNA, 1616 nt
Organism: Musca domestica (house fly)
Lineage: Eukaryota; Metazoa; Arthropoda; Insecta; Diptera; Muscidae
Product: tryptophan--tRNA ligase, cytoplasmic
Exons: 6
Coding region: 103-1374 (423 amino acids)
Biological process (GO): tryptophanyl-tRNA aminoacylation
Cellular component (GO): cytoplasm
Molecular function (GO): tryptophan-tRNA ligase activity; ATP binding
Source: RefSeq, a predicted model, not a curated record
CAGAACUCUAUAAUUUUUAGAGCAGACACGUUUCAUUCCACAUUGCAGCAUUUAUUCUUUGUAGUUUUAAAAACUUAUAAAAGCUAAUAGACAGUAGGAAUUAUGAGUGAAACUGUUGCCGAGGGCGUGGAGGCUUUGACUCUUAACAAUGCCAAGGAGACUGACGAGCAAGUUGUUACUGGUGAAGAGGUGACAGUAGGUGAUGACCAAAAUGAUGUUGUGGAUCCAUGGAAUGUUUCCAGUACCAGUGAUACUGGCAUCGAUUAUGAGAAGUUAAUCAAACGCUUUGGUUCAUCCCGAAUCGAUGACGAAUUAAUAGCACGUAUUGAAAAGAUAACUGGCAAGCCAGCACAUCAUUUAAUACGCCGUGGAAUAUUUUUUUCUCAUCGUGAGCUCAAUACCAUUUUAACGCUCAAGGAACAAGGCAAGGCAUUUUACUUGUAUACGGGUCGGGGACCAAGCUCAGAAUCACUCCAUUUGGGCCAUUUAAUUCCAUUCAUUAUGACAAAAUAUCUCCAAGAAGCAUUCGAUGUGCCUUUGGUUAUACAAAUGUCUGAUGAUGAAAAGACAUUGUGGAAAGAUUUGAAAGUUGAAGAUGCUAUUAAAUUGGCACACGAAAAUGCAAAGGAUAUUAUCGCCAUGGGAUUUGAUGUCGAAAAGACGUUUAUUUUUAAUAAUUUAACUUUUAUGGGACAAUGUCCAGCAUUCUAUCAAAACAUCAUACGCAUGCAAAAAUGUGUAACUUUUAACCAAGUUAAGGGUAUUUUUGGAUUUGGAGACUCCGAUAUUAUUGGCAAAAUUGGAUUCCCCGCUGUUCAAGCUGCACCAGCUCUUUCAAGUACAUUUCCAUUUAUUUUCGGAAAUAAAAAAACCCACUGCCUUAUACCUUGCGCUAUUGAUCAAGAUCCAUAUUUCCGCAUGUGCAGAGAUGUAGCACCACGUUUAGGCUUUCCCAAAUGCGCACUGAUACAUUCGACUUUCUUCCCCGCCUUACAAGGUGCUAAGUCCAAAAUGUCUGCCAGUGAACAAAACUCGGCUGUUUUUUUGACCGAUACUCCCAAACAGAUUAAAAAUAAAAUUAAUAAAUAUGCCUUUUCGGGUGGCCGCGUUACUGUAGAGGAACACCGAAAAUUAGGUGGCAUACCAGAUAUUGAUGUUGCCUACCAAUUACUCAAAUUCUUUUUGGAAGACGACGAAAAACUUGAAGAGAUACGCCUUGCCUAUAGUAAGGGUGAAUUGUUAACGGGUGAAAUUAAAAAGAUUGCGAUUGAGACUGUAACUCCUAUUGUGGAACGCCAUCAAGCUGCUCGUAAGUUGGUGACUGAUGAAGUUUUACAGAAAUUUAUGGAAAUACGUCCGUUGAAGUUCGGCUAAGCAAGUUAAACUGUUAUUUGCACAUAGUGUUACUACGACUUUGUCACAAUUAAAAAUAUUUUUUUUAUUUAUUUUCGCUUGUAAUACGAUAAAAAAUUAUUUUUUAGAAAUACAUUAAAGUUCUUUUUGCGUUUAGAAUAAAACAAUUAUAUACAACAAUACAAAAGCCUACAAUGUCGAUAAAGUAUUUAAAAUUAUAAGGAAUUUCAAAAUAAAAUUGCAUUGCAAAUAUUUGAACGAUA